This is a messenger RNA of Jatropha curcas, 1097 nucleotides long. NCBI's taxonomy places the organism in Eukaryota, Viridiplantae, Streptophyta, Magnoliopsida, Malpighiales, Euphorbiaceae. The record is from RefSeq and is a predicted model, not a curated record.
CCGCCCAAAACAUGACAAAACAAGAGUUACGGAUAUGGUGGUAGCUGCAAGCGUAUGCUCAUGGCGACCAAAUUUGGCGCCGCAAUUAUCACAAAAUCUGAAAAGAUUUAGGGUUUAUAGCUCUUUGCCUCCAAUCUCCUUCUCUUCUACCCGUGAAAGAACCUUAUCUCUCAUUCACAAUUCCGGUGUCAUCGCUUGCCUUCGCGCCAAUAGUGCAGAGCUCGCAUUUGAAGCUGCUUCUGCUGCACUGAGAGCUGGAAUCUCAGUACUGGAGAUCGUAAUGUCCACUCCAGGUGUGUUUCAGGUUUUACAACAGCUGGUGAAGGAUCAUCCUACAGUGGCCUUGGGGGUAGGUACUGUUUUAAAUGCUGAGGAUGCUAUAAAUGCAAAGAGAGCUGGGGCCAAAUUUCUCAUGAGUCCUGCAACGGUGAUGGGUAUUAUGGAUGUUGUCCUGGAUGGUGAGGUUCUGUACAUACCUGGUGCAAUGACUCCAACAGAAAUAUUGUCAGCUUAUGAUGCUGGUGCUAAAAUUAUUAAGGUCUAUCCAGUUUCUGCAUUAGGUGGUACUCAGUAUAUAUCAGCACUGAAGAAACCUUUUGCUCACAUAUCAAUGGUUGCUUCACAAGGCAUAAUGAUUGAUUCUGUUGGUGACUAUAUAUCCUGUGGAGCUUCAUCAGUUGUUUUGUCUGAUGCCAUAUUCAAUAAAGAAGCAAUGGCUCAGAAAAACUUCAAUGAAAUUUAUCAACUUGCAUGCCUUGCUAAUUUGCAGGGCCAAGAAGCUGUAGAACGAAAGAGGAACUACAUUCCAAAUUGAAUUUGCUUCAGCAGAGUAUACAGUUUUUAUUCUAUAUUAUCUAUAUCUGAAUAGAUUAAAGCAUUGGAGAAGGAUUUUUUACUGAUGCAGACAGUGUUUGGACAGAUAAUAUAUUACUGACGGACGGCUCAUUCAAAGUUACUAUGCUGAAGCCAUUAAAGAUAAAAUGCGAUAUGGUUUUUGUCAUGCUGAAACUUUUUCUAAUUAAGGUAUGUUUUUUGAGGAUUUUGCAUACGUAGAAUGUAGAAAACAUAAUUAAUGUGAUAGCAAGUGAUGAUAUGGG